Molecule: messenger RNA, 6965 nt
Organism: Pomacea canaliculata
Lineage: Eukaryota; Metazoa; Mollusca; Gastropoda; Architaenioglossa; Ampullariidae
Product: protein unc-119 homolog B-like
Exons: 5
Coding region: 194-868 (224 amino acids)
Biological process (GO): nervous system development; lipoprotein transport; cilium assembly
Cellular component (GO): cilium
Molecular function (GO): lipid binding
Source: RefSeq, a predicted model, not a curated record
UCCUGUAACCACCGCCGCCAUAGUAAAGUAAAUGGUAAAGAAGUGAGACUUGAUCAGGUACACAAAGGUGUUUUAGGAAACAAAGAGGAGAGAAACUGAUCUGUUCGUGUUAAACGACGACCCCUACAGACGUUAACAUUAAUUUGUAUAUCCAGUCGGACUUUGUGAUUCCUUUGUUUACUUCCGAGACAAAAUGAGCUCUGAAACAAAGGCUGCAAAUCCUGGCAAGAAAAAGGAGGGUUUUCUAAAGAGGCAGGCGAAACAAGCCAGAAAUUCUGAAAUGUUGUCAGAAGACGAACUACUACAGAGGAAAAUAAUAACACCGGAUGAUAUUCUGAAGCUCAGCAGAUGCACAGAGAAAUACUUGUGUCCACCAGAAGCAAAUGUCUACGGCAUAGAUUUUACCCGCUUCAGAUUGAGAGACAUGGAAUCACAGACAGUUUUGUUUGAAGUGGCUAAGCCCACUCCUGGUGAUGGAGAAGACUUUGAGCAAGAACUGGAUGACUCAGACCCAAAUGCUGGACGAUUUGUGCGUUAUCAGUUUACCCCCCAGUUUCUCAAACUGAAAACAGUUGGAGCCACGGUUGAGUUUGUAGUAGGAGACAAAGAAGUGACCAAGUUCCGAAUGAUUGAGAAGCACUAUUUCCGGGACCGUCUCCUCAAGUGCUUUGACUUUGAAUUUGGUUUUUGCAUCCCUCACAGUCGCAACACCGUUGAACAUAUAUAUGAAUUUCCUUCUCUGUCUCCUGAUGAAAUUCAAGAAAUGAUUGAUCAUCCAUUUGAAACCAAGUCUGACAGUUUCUACUUUGUGGAGGACAAACUGGUGAUGCAUAACAAGGCGGAUUAUGCAUACAAUGGGGGAUCAUAGUUUCCUUGGCAAGAAGGUGUCACUGUUCAACAUGCCAACAGGUCUUGUGCUUUGUGUUUCUGUCUUUGUGCUUCUGGUUACCUUUCACAAAAUUAAAAAAAAACCUUCCUGAUGGACCUUAACAUAAACGCACCACUUUUGCAUUUUAAAAUGUAAACAACUUUCUCGGUGCAUUUAUCUUAAACAACUCUCGACUGUUUAAAAAAUUUGAUGGUCAGAUCCAGGAACUGAGAAUACAUAUUGAGCCUGAUGUUCACUGUGCGUCUGGCAGUCAUGCUGUGUAGCUGUCAAAUAAGGCGUAAGCAUGAGAAACACAUGAUCUGAAAUUUUUGUGACAAUUUGAUAAUGGUUGUUCUACUGCAUUGACAUGUUUCUGGAAAUAUUUUUGAAGAAAAAAAAAUGAAAAUGAAAGUUUAAGAAAAGUUGUACAAAAGUGCUAUUGAUGAACCUUUGUCUUGACUGCCUUUACUGUGUCAGAGAAAUUCUCUGAUUAGGCUAGGCAUUAUCAAAAUUUAUUUGAGUGUAGAUGGGUGAUUUAACGCUUUUUGUCUGUUCUUUUCUGAAAUUUUUAGGACUUAAUUUUGCAGAAUUCAUUUAGUCUUUUUUUUUUUAAACCAGAGUUUCUCAGUUUCAAGUGACAGCAUGCCCUAGGCAGAUGUAGUGGUUAACAGAUUUGGAUUGUAUGACUCUUAAGCAUAGUGACUGGUAUGUUUUGUAACUUCAGAUGGCUAAAUAUGCCACAUGUAACAGAAACUAUAUGUCACACAUAUUGUGUGCAGGCAUUUGUUUGAUGUAGAACUCUGCUUCCUUGCACUUUAUUUAAAGUUUUGGCUUUGACUCAUUUGAGGAACAUCUUACAUAGAUGCGUAAACCCAUUAAAAUUUUUUUAUGCUGGCUGUUCAUGAAAAUGAAAAGCAAUGUUUACUUUUAUAAUAGCAAUCUCUUAAAAAGACAACAACCCAGAUCAAGACAAAUUUCACACUAAUCUACACAGAAAAUUCCUUUAUUAGUGAAACAGUUCUGAUAGAAAUAGCAUAAGCCAAUUUUUUUUUAAAUUUUAUUUUAAAAGAGGUUCGAAAUGUGUUGUAACAACGUCUGCAAAUUUUGUCAUUAUACAUAAACUCACAAAAAGGUCUUUUCACCUUUUAACAAAUGUAUAAAAUAUAAAUAUUUUAUAAAAUAAAAAAGUUUACAAAUGCUUACAUUUCUAUUGUCUUUAUGUGUAAUGUAAAAUGUAUCAGCUCAUGCACAGCAGCAACUGGUACAGUAACAAUUGGUUCAAACAGCUAAGAUCCUAGGGCAGAACUGAUGUAGAUAAAUACUCCUUAAUUUGGUAGCAAUAUUGUAAUAGCCAUCUUUUCAAUACCUUUUGUUCAAACAGGAAGAUUGAGACACUUCUAUUACACAAUGAUUUAAGAGUUAAGUGAACAAAGCAUUGCUUAUGCUGCAUCUUCCUACUAUGAAGAAGCAUUCUCAUCUUGUGUUUUGUAUUUUUCUGUUAUUUUACAAUGGCUUUGAACUUGCAUUAACAUUCAUAAUAUAUGAAUUACCUGUAUAUGAGGUGACUUCUUUUGUCUAUCAAGUGGUAUCAAGCAAAGCAUUGUAUGGCAUUUGCAUGUGGUACAUGUUGCUUUGUCUAAUAGCUCAGAACAGUGCAAUACUAAUGCUAGUUCAGACAGUUCAGAUUUAGGCAGCCCUUGCAUCUAGCAAAAUGGGGUCAUACUACAAAUUAUAUGCAGUAUAUACAUGCAUCAUGUGUGAACCUUUUUCAGAAUGGUAGGAGUUUAUUAUCAAUUGUAAACUAGAUGCAAAAUGUUUUGAAUCAAUAAAAUCAAUGUGGGGAGUCAGGUCCAGGAAAAUUCCUGGAAUUUAUUGCUGCCAAUUGAAAAUGGACAUAGUGAGAAGACAAAAGAUUUAAUGUCCAUCGCCAAGAAUAAGUCUUCUCUAAGAUCAAUUUUUUAAAACAGUUUUUGCUUAGGGUCCCUAUGCGUUAAGGUCCUCUCUUUUUUUUGGUCAGUGACACAUCCCUUUUGUUGCCAGUGACUCCUUUAAAAUUUCUACUGAUUUUUUGCAUAAUAGUCACUUACAGAUCAUUACCUCAGGACAGUGAAUUAGAGCUUUGGAAGAGACCUCUGCAGGUAUUUAUUGAAGAGGCCAUCAGCACAACUGCCAGUAAUACCUUAAAUUGGUUUCUCCAAGCCUUUGUAGGUUGGAUUUUGUGGUGGGGAGGGGAGGAUUGUGAUUUUCUCUUUUGGAUGGAAGGGGGGAACUGUGGUUCCAGCUAGUUCAAGCAUGCUUCCAAGAAUCCACAGCAGGCUUGUUGAGGAUUGUGUACAUUCUUAGCUGCUCCUUGAGCAGGUCGUUAGUCUCACUUUCGUGACUUAUUUGCUGCAAUUUCAAACAAACACAACAUUCACUGAAAGCUGCAGGAACAUUAGUUGAAAGUGAAUGAGCUCUGUAAAGAAAGGAAAAAAGUAAAUCCACUGACUGGGACCAUUUGUUAUUAUCUUACUUACAAAGAGCCAAGUACUGAGAAACCUGCUUUUUUAAUGUCUAAAGGAAAUAGGAAUGGAAAUUAUUAAGAUUGUCUGUUGAGGCUACAAGUUGAUGUCUAGCCAUGUUCACACAAGCUCAAGACAGGCGAUUUAAAUACAUGUGAAUGACUUCAUGAUUAUAAUAGCUAUCAUACCAAGAUGGUUUAUUAGAAAGGCAUUGCUGGUGCUUUGUAUGCACAUAAGUGAACAAUUCAAGUAAGUAAAGAAUUGUAAGUCUUGCACAAUAUUUCCAGAUCAAUGUAUUUCCGUAUCUAAAGGUCAUCUGUUAGGGGGAUGGGGUGGGUAGGGGUGCAUACACUUAAAAUUACAGAGUUUGGACAAAUAAUGCCACAAUUCAAGGUGUGGUGCUAGAGGAUGGAGUAUGUCCAUUCAUGUUCUCUGGCACUUUUCUUUCUUGUAUCUUGGUUUCCAUCAAGAGAAUUUAGAAGCUGCACUUGGAAAGGAUUCUUAACAUGUACUAAUGUGGUCUUUAAAUAGCUGUCAGCAGCUGUCAGUACAUGCUGUUUCAAACCGCUGCUUCACAUUUGUGGACACUGCACUGAUUGACAGUGGUGUACAAAAAAGUUGCAACAGAGCUGAUGUACUUCAUCUGCAAGUUUCCUGAUGGCAUUAAUGCAGGCGAUCAUUUUUGAAGUGUACAUACAUAAUUCUUCUUCCCAUUCCUCAUGAAAAAUUAAUAGUUUUGUUCCCCUGUUUUCACAGAGAAUUACCCAAAUGGAACAACAUUCACUGACCACAGCAUGCAGUGUGUAAAUUUUGUGUGAAUGCAUGCGUGCGUGUGCAUGCAUGUGUGUGGGUGGGUGUGUUUUGCAGUCACUGAUUGUAAAUAUCCACCGAUUGCUAUUCCAGCUAGGAUAUGUCACUGUGGUUUUGUAUUAAUGUUUAAGCUAUUUUAUGAAACAUUUUCUUAUGUAUUUAUGACUCAUUAUCUUCUUAUCAGUCUAGUACAUUUAUUUAAUAUUUGUUAUAGGUGUUUCAGUAUUUUGUAACAUUCCAGACUUGAAUGUUAAGCAUAGUUUUGUGCAGGUCAUACUACAAAGCCCUUGAUAUUGUCAUUUAUAUUUGAGAAUUCUACUAUUUUUAAAACAAAUAAUGAGAUAUUGACUAGGACUCAUUUAUAAAUUGUAUAGAUACAUUGUGGCUGUUUUUCUUUUGUGCAUGUUGAUUUAUGUUUUUGAUGCAUAUUAGUUUAUUUUUAAAACAAUGAGAGUAUGGAACAUGGAAUAAAAAGUUCUUUGUGACUGACAUGUAGUUUACACAUUCUUACAAAUGAUGCAAAGGUUACUUCCUCUUUUGAAUUAAAUUACUGCAGUAGAUGAUGAAUAUUAAUAGGUUUCUUAUGGUUAUAAACAUAAAUAGAUAAACACAAGAAAACACUGCCAUUAAGCCAUUCACUCUUGGCACAUCAUCUCCUUCUCCGUCCACCCAGUUUUGUGUAUGCAUGUGCAGAUUGUACAUGUUUGUGUUCAGGAAUUUUUGUUUUUAAUGUUUUGAAUAUGUCCUGUAUGAAUGUGUGUAUUUGUUAUUUUUAUAGGCCUGUAAAAUCUGUUUAUUGGCUGAUAUUCUAUGACACAUUUUUGUUUAGUACUUUUCUUCUGGUUGUGAGUCAUUUCGACAUUCAGACUGCACACACAUUAAGUGUUACAAUUUCCAAGUAAAGCAGUUUAUCCUGUUGUACAUCUACUUAAGUCUGAGAAAUAUUUUUGUAAUAACUUAUACAAGUUUUGAUUCAUUUCCAAGAAGCAUUUCUUACAUGAUGCUUCGAUUUCACACAAUUUUUCACAAGCACUUAAUGGUAGUGUUGUGAACUAGAGCAGAAAGAAAACAAUUUGAAAGAGCAGGAGUGGUGGGGGCACAAAGAUUGAGCAAGUUAAAUGCAUCAUGUUCAAGCGUUUCUUCCUUGUCUCUUCUUCCCUUACUGAUCAGAGUCCUGUUCAUUUUUUUUCAAUUUUGGGAGAAAAAGAGCGUCAAAUAAAAAAUAUGCAUAGUUCAUAUGGUGGAGCAACUGUGACAAAGGUCAGUCUUGAAAUCGUGCUAUUUACUGUCAUUUGCAAGGUAGUUUUAUAGGAUUUUUUCUUUUUUGUUAGCUGAGCUUUUUGAUAUUUUCUGUUUAAUUGUUCAUGAUGAAAGCAUUGUUCAUUGCAAUCUUUCACCACAUACAUGAAGUCAUAAUGGUAGUCUCCUUUCUGUUGUAGUUUUGAUGGUUCAUUCUUUCUCUUCUCCAUCAUGAUAGCCUUCACAUAUGUCUAAUUGUUUUGUGCAUAAUCUUUGUGUUACUUUGUGGUUGUUCCAGAAAGUUAUCAAUUUGAGUUGUUUGCUCACUGUACUUAUGUGCAACAUUAAUGAGUGGGUUUGGUUCAUUAUGGCAUAUAAGUGUUCUGUUCACAAAAUACAAGUUUUAAUCAACAUCUUAAUUCUUACCUAGAUUUUAGAAAGACCUCAAUUUUUCAUGUCAGAAAAGUAUAAUCACUAAUUAAGCCUAGCCUAAGUAGUGUAUGCUUGAAGCUCUUGCAUUGAUUGUAACUUCAUCGAUAUCAAUAGUUAGAGGUUAGGUAAAUUUUGUAUGUGCUUUUUUUUUAAAGGACAAUUUCGCUACACAUUUUUAUAGAUAAAGUAAUGACUAAGCUGCAUUAACUUUGCUUAAUUUUUUGUCAUUUGGGUUUAUCAUUUUUGACUCAUAUUAGGAUGAUGCUUUCGUAGGAUAGUUCUUUCAAUCAAGACGGCAUAAUGUUUUUUGUACAGAUUAGACCAGGACAUCUCUUUAUUCAAGUAUUUGUGAGAUAAAACAUUGAGGGCAGUUGUGAUCACUGAUAAUGAAGAGAGAAAUUUGGGUGUAUUGAUCUGUCAUUCAGGCAGGGUUUUCUAGCAUGGUGUGGUGUUGAUCUGUUUCAUAGGAUUUUGGUUCAUAAGCACAGAAACGGUCAUCGUUUUUAAAAAAAAUUUGUUAGCUUAUCUUUGGCUUAACAGUGUGUAAAACUUUAUUAAAAAAAUUAAAGAGUGAUCUUUUAUGAGGGGUUACGUUGGUGUCAACACCACUUAUUAAUAUGCAGAAAGAAAAGGACUGCUUCACUGACCAAAGACUGCUUUUAUUAAUUCAAGAAUGUUACUUUCAUUCAUUGGAAACUUAUACAGGUACAGAAAAUUUGCAGAAAUAUUAUUGAGAAAAAUUAUACAUCAAAGCAUGCACCUUAGCAUUGGGUGAGUGAUAGUUGCAUGUGGUUGCUAGAGGUGACAACUCUGUGGCUACUUGAAGAAUCUUACACUAGAAUUUUCAAAUAUUCAGUUGAAUUUUUUUUUCUAUAUUUCCUUUUGUUUUUAUUUUCUUUUAGGGAGGGGUAGUUUUGAAAAUACUCGUUUGUUCUUUUGCUAUCACUUAUUAUCAGUUAUUGAUUUUUGACAGCUAUAAGGUAUCACAAUUUUUAAAUGUAAGUUUCAUUAUAGUGUUUGCAACAACAAAAAAUUGUGUAACCUUUUGUAGCCUUCUCCUUAUUACUGAACAGGACUUUGAUGUGAAAUACCAAUUAAAUGCUCAUAUAAAACAG